UCACAUAUACGCACACUAAUGUGAAAAAAAUAUCAACCAUAUACUACCUUUUUUAACAUGUGUUCAAAAAUAAAUAAAUAAAUAAACACAAAAUUUAUUGAAAAAUUUUCACAAUUUUUUAUUUUUUUUUGUUUAUUUAUAAAAAAAAUAACAAAAAUGAACUCCAACGAAGUUGUACCUUGUGGAAAAAUGAAAUUUUUUAAUAUCUGGAAAUUUUCUAAUUGUUGGCUACUGACCUGGAAGCUAAUGGACGAAUUGGACCAAAUGUCUCCUGGAUCAGCGUUUUUCUCUUUUCGUUUAAGGGUACACUAUGGACAAAAUUUUACAAAUUUUGUCAAGGCUACUGACCUGAAGCUAAUGGACGAAUUGGACCAAAUCUCUCCUGGAUCAGCGUUUUUCUCUUUUCGUUUAAGGGUACACUAUGGACAAAAUUUUACAAAUUUUGUCAAGGCUACUGACCUGAAGCUAAUGGACGAAUUGGACCAAAUGUCUCCUGGAUCAGCGUUUUUCUCUUUUCGUUUAAGGGUACACUAUGGACAAAAUUUUACAAAUUUUGUCAAGGCUACUGACCUGAAGCUAAUGGACGAAUUGGACCAAAUCUCUCCUGGAUCAGCGUUUUUCUCUUUUCGUUUAAGGGUACACUAUGGACAAAAUUUUACAAAUUUUGUCAAGGCUACUGACCUGAAGCUAAUGGACGAAUUGGACCAAAUCUCUCCUGGAUCAGCGUUUUUCUCUUUUCGUUUAAGGGUACACUAUGGACAAAAUUUUACAAAUUUUGUCAAGGCUACUGACCUGAAGCUAAUGGACGAAUUGGACCAAAUGUCUCCUGGAUCAGCGUUUUUCUCUUUUCGUUUAAGGGUACACUAUGGACAAAAUUUUACAAAUUUUGUCAAGGCUACUGACCUGAAGCUAAUGGACGAAUUGGACCAAAUCUCUCCUGGAUCAGCGUUUUUCUCUUUUCGUUUAAGGGUACACUAUGGACAAAAUUUUACAAAUUUUGUCAAGGCUACUGACCUGAAGCUAAUGGACGAAUUGGACCAAAUGUCUCCUGGAUCAGCGUUUUUCUCUUUUCGUUUAAGGGUACACUAUGGACAAAAUUUUACAAAUUUUGUCAAGGCUACUGACCUGAAGCUAAUGGACGAAUUGGACCAAAUCUCUCCUGGAUCAGCGUUUUUCUCUUUUCGUUUAAGGGUACACUAUGGACAAAAUUUUACAAAUUUUGUCAAGGCUACUGACCUGAAGCUAAUGGACGAAUUGGACCAAAUGUCUCCUGGAUCAGCGUUUUUCUCUUUUCGUUUAAGGGUACACUAUGGACAAAAUUUUACAAAUUUUGUCAAGGCUACUGACCUGAAGCUAAUGGACCAAUUGGACCAAAUCAUGCACGGAGUUCACUGAAAUGGAAGCCAUAAAUAUAUUAAAAUUUAUAAUUUUCAAAUGUGUUACAAUGUUCGGUUUAAUAAACUUACAAUUAGUAA
Messenger RNA from Lucilia sericata (common green bottle fly), 1475 nucleotides. RefSeq lists its product as uncharacterized. The record is from RefSeq and is a predicted model, not a curated record. NCBI's taxonomy places the organism in Eukaryota, Metazoa, Arthropoda, Insecta, Diptera, Calliphoridae. The coding region runs from base 157 to 1395 and encodes 412 amino acids. The transcript is spliced from 12 exons.